Aspergillus calidoustus is the source of this 1677-nucleotide messenger RNA. The record is from the annotation of a GenBank genome assembly. NCBI's taxonomy places the organism in Eukaryota, Fungi, Ascomycota, Eurotiomycetes, Eurotiales, Aspergillaceae.
AUGGCAUCGGAAGCAUCGAUAACCGAACAGCUAGAUGGCUUGCUCAACAAUGCCCUAGCUGACUGGAAUAUCUACACCAGCUUGAUCGCGGGCGCUAUUGUCACCCUCACCGUCGUCACUUUCGUUACCUUCAAAGAUCCAGAGAUCCAUCCAUUCCUGCUUGCUCGCCAGUCAACCGCAUUCCCUGUCCGCCAACCCGGCGAGUCUGCCGCCCACAGGAGCCUGGAGACCCCACAUGGGUUCCCGCUGAGAUCUGGGUUGAAUGUGAAAGACCACGGCGCUCCCAGAUGGACUAGCGGACGGAACGGCGAUCUGCGCGAUGUCUGGAAAACUGCGGUGCGUGGAGCGGUUGAAGAAAACAAUAGCAGUGGUACGGGAAAACAGGGCAAGAUCUACACGGUACUUGGGAAGCAGGCAAUUGAGCAUUCGCUGGACCAAACAACGGCGGAAAUCAAUGUUGUUGGAAAGCACUUACAGUCGGCCAAUGCGAAGACAGUUGCCGUCUGCCUGACUGAUUCGGUUGAGCUUUUGGGGUCUAUAUUUGCUGGGGCAUUCUAUGGAUUCAAGGUUGUUCUUGUCCCUCACAAUCUCGACACGGAGGAACUUUCCGCGCUUUUACAGAAGGUCCAAGCCGACUCUCUGAUCGCCGAGGCGGGCGCGGUCGACCUGGCCCUCGUGGCUAAGAAGAAUGACAACCUCUCUCAUGUUCUCUGGGUCGCAAAACUUGGAAGCAGACAUAUGGACUGGAACGCUGUGCCCAAGGAAGUACAAGGCCGCCUAGACGUAGCUGUGUGGCAUGAGCUUGUUGAUGAGAAGAAAGAUUUGGCUGGACUGGAAGUACCUGAAUGGGACCCUACGUCACCUACACCAUCCUUGACCACUCUAUGGUCAGGCGAAUUCAUAGAGUAUAAACCAGAGAAUGUUGUAGCAGGUAUUGCUGGUCUAAUUUACUCCCUGCCUCGCAACCAACGGCUCAACAGCGGUGACCUCGUUCUAUCAAUCGACUCUCUAUCGCGGCUUUACCCCCUAUGCCAAGUGUUUGCUGCUCUCUUCUCCAAUGCCUCCGUGGCCCUGAACUCUGUUGCCGGGGGCAAUGUCGACUUCGCGCUUGCUACCGUUGGAGUAUCUCCCACCGUCAUCGUCGCGUCCUCCCGGACGAUCUCCGAGUACCACGCGAAGUUCAUGAAGCCACACUCCGGGCUGCUUUCCUCCGUUGCUCGUUGGUUCCAGGUCCGCUCACUGGAUGCUGGUAAUAUGCCAUCUCAGGGCUUCUUCAGCCGUCUCGCCACUGUCGGACCUACAGCGGAGCUGUCACUUGAUAGACUUCGCUUACUCUGCGUUGCACACCGUGUGGAUGAGGAUCCCACAGUUCGCCUAAGCUAUGAGCAAUUGACCGACUUAAGGGUGUUCACUGGGGCGCGGGUGGUUUACGCUCUGACUGGCCCCGGCGUCGCUGGCGCCAUCUCCCAAACGAAUGUCUUUGACUAUCGCCGGUUCCCAGGACCCAGCCACUUUGGUGCGCCUCUAAGCACCGUUGAGGUUCUCCUAACUGGUGUUUCUGAAAACACAGAACAAGGAUAUCUCACGGUUUCUGGGCCGUCAGUAAUCUCUGGGAAGACCACUCUCUCAGUACAGGCUCGUAUUCGGGACGAUAACACGUUUGACCUAUGCUCAUGA